AUGGCUGUGGUGUCAGAAAAUGUUGCGACAAAUGCUCUUGAAGUGAUGUUCGAAUCGUUUCGAGAAACGUCGGAAAAUGAUCGAGUACUAAAAGACAAAAUAAAUGAACUGGCGCAUGAAAUAGAAUAUAGGUUGUCAAAGGCUGUAAUGCUGUUGCAAAAAACACAUAGAUCCAAGGAUGCAAAAGAAUCAGCAGUAAUUUACUUUUCGAGUACAAAAUCGUGCCAGCUAAAUCAUUUAAAAGUUAUUUUCAGUUAUCUUGAUUAUUUCUUCAGAUAUCACGAAAAUUUCCGUUAUACUAUGCAGAAACUUUGUUUCAUCGUAACUUAUGCUCACUUUUUGGAGCACGAAGCUUUGAUAAGUCGAGAUAAUGUUGCAAAAAUCUUCAAUCUAAGUACCGACUCAGCAGCAGGAUUUCAUCUAGAUAUUGAGGACUAUUUGUUCGGCUUACUUCUACUUGCUAAUGAACUCUCACGAUACUCAUUUAAUGCUGUUAUUUGGGGUAACAAUGCAUUGCCUUUUAAAAUUGCUGAUUUCUUAUAUGAUCUGGAUGCGAAAUUUCGAUUACUGAAUUUAAGAAAUGACAAGCUGCGUAUAAGAUACGAUUCAUUAAAGUAUGACGUUCAAAAAGCAGAGCAAGUUGUUUAUGAUCUUUCAGUUCGUGGGUUGAAGCAAGAAAAGCAGCCGACAACAGCUUGA
Molecule: messenger RNA, 699 nt
Organism: Thelazia callipaeda (thelaziosis nematode)
Lineage: Eukaryota; Metazoa; Nematoda; Chromadorea; Rhabditida; Thelaziidae
Source: the annotation of a GenBank genome assembly